Molecule: messenger RNA, 576 nt
Organism: Talaromyces amestolkiae
Lineage: Eukaryota; Fungi; Ascomycota; Eurotiomycetes; Eurotiales; Trichocomaceae
Exons: 2
Coding region: 1-576 (191 amino acids)
Biological process (GO): autophagy of mitochondrion
Cellular component (GO): mitochondrion
Source: RefSeq, a predicted model, not a curated record
AUGCCUUGCCCCAUUACACUCACCAAGUUCAUUGGGACUGUGUCCCUAGGUCUGCUCACUGGCGUCUCUUACUCCACAGCAGCCAUCACCAUCCCAACCCUUAGGGCCUUACCCACAGCUUCACACGCCGCUCGUGCCUUAAAAGAUGUCAAGCGACGCUCGCGCAAACACGUCUUCCGGUUGUCAAAUAUAUCAAGCGCAUGUCUGUUCUUCGCAUGGUUCGUCGCUUCGAGACGGAAGAAGCAUCCUUAUCUGAUUUGGGUAUCCUUGACAUCCGCCAUCAGCUCUUGGGGCGUCGAUUUUUGGUACAACAGAGAAUUGGGCUUGGGCGGCUGGCUGCGCAGCGUCGUGGAAGACAUCGACUUCCCGUAUCUUGCCGUCAAGAGAUCGUCUUCAGGUGCAUCGUCUCCUUCGUCAAAGAAAGACGAAGACUUGGUAGUUGUUGAGGCAGACUUCAACGGAGAAACCGUGGAACGUGACAUGGCACGUGAGCAAUCACACCAGAUGGUUCGCUCCUGGCUGUCCGGCGCUGCGUUGUCAAUGGCGAUCGUAGGACUCUGGGGAGAUGGUGCGUAA